GCGAAUGAAAUUCUAUCCGCCUCGAGCCGUUCAUUCAUUCACUCACUUUUGGGCGGCUUCGAGCGGGACCUUCGCCUUGGGAAAAGCGAAAGGAAACGCCACGCCGCUCUGUUCUGGCGAGCGCGCUUAUCUGGCCAUCAAAUACGUGGUGCUGCUUUGUCGACGGGGUACUUUCACCUGCGAAAAGGCAACCAAUCGAGCAACAAGAAGAAGAAAAAAGCGAAGGAAGCAAGCAAAGAAGGAAAGGAAAGACCAGUGAAGGGGAUCGGGUCAGGGUUUGGGGUUGGUUUUUUCUUUUUCUUUUUGCCAAAUGGCCAAAGGAGAAGGAGCGGAGAGCGUUGCAACUGCGGGUCUUUUGCAGCAAAGUAUCUUGAAGCAAGAAGAACUGAUACGUCCCAAGGUACGUAAGGAAAAAUGUGAGCGGAGGGGAGGGGUUCCCCUUUGGGAGGUCGGGCCGGGGUGGGGAGUUUAGAAAUCCCCAAGGGAUUUGAAGCCGCGAUCCUCGCGCGCUGGGCUCGGGAGGAGGGGAGUUCCAUCGGGCGUUACUCCCGAGGAGGCAUGGCUAGGAAGACCGGGGCUGCCACGUGAGUGGAUCCGCAUGGCUCGAUCCGGAUGGCCUUUGGGAGUUUCUUCUUCUUCAAAGGGCCGUGCAUUGUGUGUGCAAGAGCGAGGCUUUGGAGCAGAAAGCACACUAUAGAUCCGGCGAUUCGCCCCAACGCCGGGAUACGGGUCGUGGCGUCAAAGCGAUGUGGCAGAUCCGAAUCCCGUUGGGAUAGGGGCGUGGGGGUGGUGACGGGAGGACUCCUUAUAAGGUUUAUCCGACCAGAUCAGAGGAGGGGAACGGCCCACAUCUCGGAUGAGGACUGUGGCGGGUUGGAGGCGCUUUGUCCGGGCUGGCUUUUCUCGGGAGGCGCCGGGGCUGAGCUCUCUGCGCGGGACGCUGCGAAGUUUCGCACCGCCUGCUGCGCGAGGGGUGCUGCGCCCCCUGCCUUUCUUCCCCCACAACCUUCGAGUGGUAGUAAAUCGGCUCCAAAGGCCUCCGAGCCGUUCAAGUUCAUUCAUUAGAGACAAGGGCAAACUUUCCUUAAAGGCGCCGCGUUCGCUUUACUCUCGAUGGGUGGGGGUCGCUCGCGCUGUUUUAGCUUCCUGGCAACUAGAAAAUCAGACUUGUUCCCACUUUCUCAUAUGCAUUUAAAAUAUAUACAUAGCGGAGUGGGAGGUCCAGGUGGAAGUAAAGAGGAUAGGGAGCAUAAAGUAAUAACUGAUUUAUAGGGUGUUCGUACUAAUGUACAAACUUAUUACGUUUGUUUUUGUAAACUAUAUGGAAGGGGGGUGUCUAUGUCUAGUUUUUAACUCUAAAGUUUAGAGUCUAAACUUUGGAGGAAAAGGCUAUGUUCCUUCUCCCCCACUGUCAGAGGCAAUAUUCCUCUGAACACUGAGAAUCACAAAUGGGGAGAGUUUUGCUGCUGGACUCUGGUCUUGGCUUUCCAUCUGGUUGGUCCCUGAGAACAGAAUUCUGGACUAAAUGGGCCACUGACCUGAUCCAGAAGGACUCUUCUUGAGUUCUAACCAUGACUUCCAAGGUGGGAUUUUGACCUGUUGGCUUCCUCAUGACUCUUGAAGACUAGAGAAUCUGGGGCAGAGAUGAAAGCUGGUCAAAAGAUAAUAGCCCUGGGCACUAAAUAAAAACUGCCAGUACUGAUAGUAGAUGGUAUUGAUCCUUAUUCCAGGACUCGAAAGGGUAUCGUUGAACAGUUUGCAGUAUGUUGAAUGGGUGCAAAAUGUGUGUGGAAAUUUCACCUACCCAAUAGGUUCUUGUGUGAAUGAAUGAAGUAAGGAGGAGUGUAAUUUAAGGGGUUUGGAACAGCACAUGAACUGCAUUACUAGGAUUAGAGAGAAUGACUUUCAGCGAACCCUGGGUUAAAAGCAGAGAAACACAACACUUCUUGAAUGGGACCAGCCUCUUGUAUAAAGCAGGGGUGCUAUUUUGCAGUGUGUGUGUUUCCCCCCUAUAAGAUUUGAAGGUCCAUUCAUUCAAGCUCGAAUUGCAAAAAGUCAAUAUGCUACAAGAGCAUGUGUGGUUGCUUCAGAGUUAGCAAUAUUAUCACUCAACAUAGGUCAGAGUUAUUAAAAGGGGUGGUGGGAUUCUUGCCAUUUUAAAGUGCUCCUGAGGAGCAAUUCUAUGGAGCCUGCCACACAGCUGAUGGAAGCAAAAGCAUCCCCUCCCCAUGAAAUGCUUUGCAGGCUUCUUCCAGUGUUAGUUGCAACAUCCCUACUGAAGAUGUUGACUCCUUGCAACAGAAGGGAAAGGCGAGAAGCACAGAGGUGCCUUGCUCAAGGUUGCCUGUUGUUGAAUUAGUAUCAGGAUUGGCUUCUGAUAGUGGAAAGCCCAGACCUUACUCCUUGCAAAGGCUUUGGAGACCCAUUGUUACAGCAGCUCCUUGUACUGUGCUGCAUGGGGUGAGAGUAGCUCAUAACUUCCCACAGGGCGCUAUUGAUGAAGCCCGCCUCCUGGGGAAAGUGUACACCAGUGCCGUUGAAGUACGUGUCUCUUUCAGGGCCUCUCCCUUUCCAGUUGCCAGUUCCGGGGCUUGGGGGGUGGGGAGCUGCCCCAGCUGUUCUCCCUGCAAAUGCAGCUGUGCCGCUAAACUUGGCAGCUGGAUUGCUUUGCAGAAUUAGGCUUGUGUUAGUCCACUGCCUCCAUUCAAAGCAGUUGGUUUUGCUGCUUUCUAGAGAAGUUUGCUUGUUAUCUGUAAACCAAUCCCCCGUUGUUAAUCUUCUAGAUUAAAUAUGGUCCAGUGGAUCCAGGGAGCUGUGCGCAUUGUUCUUUUUUCCUGCUUCCAAGUUUACUGUAUAGAUAGAUGGAGCAGUUGCAUUGCCAGGCAGCCACGUGGAGCUUAUGCUGAGUAAUCUUACUGAAAGAGUAAGGCAGGAAAUGUGUGUUUGUGUCUUCCCUGCCCACCAAUUCAAAUCUCACUUCCGCCAUAGAUUCAGUAGGUAGGCUUUUGUGGGUUGCCAUCUGUGUCUCAGCUGUGUCUCAUCUGAAAAAUGGUGAUAGUAAUACUGGCCUGCUUUAUGGGGCUGCUCUGAAGCUUUUCUGAGGGAGCCCAUGGCUUUUCAGUGCUCUGAAGCAAGCAGAGGGAACUUGUGUUGUUGGACUCCAGUUCACAUCAGCCCCAGGCAGUGAUGAGGAAUGGUGGGAGUUCAGCAACAUCUCGAGUGCCACAGUUUCCCCAUCCCAGCCGUACAGUGCAAUGUAGAAAUUUUAAAAAAUUGUGCUGCAAACCUAUACAUAUCUACUCAGAAGUAUAUGGAGAUCAAUGGGGCUUACUUUCAUGGAAGGAAGUGCAUUUUAGGAGUGCAGCCUUAAAGAGAGCACCGCCGCCAGGAAAUGGGGACUUGGAUCGCAGGUGGUACUUAUGAUGGAAACAAAGUGGUGCUUCUCUCCAGAAAAGGUUCAUAUGGCUAAAUACUAUAUAUUUGUGGUGGGAGUCUUGGUUUAGACAGCCAGCACCCGCAGAGUGUGUGUCAUCAGAUGCUUCAUGGAGAAGAGAACCCAUUUUAUGUGGGUUUUUAAAAAUAUCUUUAAGCACUUCAUGUACAGUGGUGCCCCGCAAGACGAAUGCCUCGCAAGACGGAAAAACCGCUAGACGAAAGGGUUUUCCGUUUUGAAGUUGCUUCGCAGGACGAAUUCCCCUAUGGGCUUGCUUCGCAAGACGAAAAUACCUUGCGAGUCUUGAGAGUUUUUUCGCUUCCCCCUUUAUCUAAUCUGCUAAGCCUUUAAUAGCCUUUAAUAGCCUUUUAGCAGCUAAUCCCUAAGCCUUUAAGCCUUUAAUAGCCGCUAAACAGCUGAUAGCGCUAUUAGCGCUAAUCCGUCAAUGGGCUUGCUUCGCAAGACGAAAAAACCGCUAGACGAAGACUCUUGCGGAACGGAUUAAUUUCGUCUUGCGAGGCACCACUGUAACUGGUUAGAGUACUAUUGCAUUAUCUGACCACAGACUGAACUGUAGCAGGUACAUAUCUGAGCCCUUCUGUGGUAUUCAGAAGGUUUAAGGCUGCACACCUAUCCCAAACUCCAUAGGAGUAAACCCCACUGAACUCAAUGCAUCUUCCUUCUGAGUAGAUAUUGUGUGUGUGUAUGAUUAACUGUAAGACCCCGAUUCUUGAGAAAGGGAGGGAGCAAACAUGAUGGAUCUCUCUGGAUUCUACCUUUAAAGCGGCGUACGCACUCUACAUUCAAAGCUCAUUAUUUUUCUCAAGGAAUUCUGGGUACUGCAUUUCACUAAGGGUUGCUGGGAAUGGUGACACUAUGAGGGGUAAACCAUUGUGCCCAGGAUUCUUUGAAGGAAAGAAUGUGAUUUGAGUGUGCUUUAAAGGUAAUUGUGUGUGCAGUGGUACCUCGAGUUACAAAUGCUUCAGGUUACAAACUCCGCUAACUUGGAAGAGUUACCUCGAGUCAAGAACUUUGCCCCAGCAUGAGAACGGAAAUCGUGUGCUGAUGACGCAGCAGCAGCAAGAGGCCCCAUUAACGAAAGCACGCCUCUAAUUAAGAACAGUGUCAGGUUAAGAAUGGACCUCCGAACGAAUUAAGUUUGUAACUAGAGGUACCACUGUACACAGCCUUACCUGGGACUGCUGCUGAUGAUGAUUGGGUGUGGACUAGAGUUAUUCAGUCUUCCAAAAGACUCGGGGUAGCAUAACUGGUCUGGUCUGCAUAAAAUCCCUGUGAGGUAGGCUUAGUCUGAAAGACUGACUGGCCAAAGUUCACCAGGUAGUCUUCCAAGUCCACUGCUCUACCUUUGGGGAGGGCUGCUACAUAGAGAGAGAGCACCUGCUUUCCAUACAAAGGGUUCUAGGUAAUCCCAAGUAUCGCCUGGUAGGGCUGGCAAAGACUCCCCUCUGAAACCCUGGAGAGCCACUGGCAGUUGGGAAGGCUAAACUGUGGCUCCUCAGAUGUUGCUGGGCUUCAGUCACCCCAACAUUAAGAGAACCAGAUAUAGGCUAGCGGUGGGGAAGCAGUGGUCAUAGAAUCAUAGAACGGGAAGGGACCCUGAAAGUCAUCUAGUCCAAGCCCCUGCAAUGCAGGAAUUUCAACAUGCAUUCCCCCAUCCAAUUUGAAAUCAUACCAGACCCUGCUUAGCUUUGCAAAUGUGCUAGCAUUUUAAUGAAUGAAUGAUGAUGCUAUUGCUGCACCACUAGGAAAUUGGUCGGUUCUGAAAUUAUUACUUGUUUAAGAAGUAGGCUUGUCAUGACCAUAGAUUUGUAUGCCAUGAUGAGCUUAUUAAAAGUAAAUAUUCUGCAGCCUGUAAAUGAUGUAUAAAAUAAACAUUUCACCCCACCCCCUGAAUAGACAGGGAACAAAAAGAUAGGGAGAGUUAGCAGGAAAUUAGUGUUGUGGUGUGGAAUGCAUUGCCACGCACACACAAGCAACACACCCACUCUGGGCAACUUCUGUUGUCCGUCCUUGAUGCAACUCCAUUGUCCACUUGAGGCAGAGCUGUUUGCAAACGUUGAGUGAGCAAUGUAAAUCUUUGCUAGUAAGAGUGGGGAGUAGUAAAGCUGUCUGCUCAAAUAUGCCUUGAGCUAAUACAACCAGAUAUGACACAUUGCUUGGAAGUCAUUCAAGGCUCUGGACUGAUAAAUGCAAGAAAGUGAUUAAAAAAACCACACACAACCUCAACUAGUUGCAAAGUUGUUAGGUUGCCAUGCUGUUCCCACAAGAAGCUGAAUAUGCCCAGGAAUGAUGGUGGCUAAUUUAGUACGUCCUGUCCUCUGUUUUCCAGAGAGAAAGCAAAGGAAAGCUAUCGAUAUGCAGCAAAGUGUGUUAUGCCAUUGGCGGAGCGCCCUACCAGAUCACUGGCUGCGCCUUGGGCUUCUUUCUGCAGAUUUACUUGUUGGAUGUGGCUCAGGUAAGUCUGACCAGCUUGUAUGUUUGCUUUUUGAGGGGUGGCCCAAAGGUGAUGGAAUGCAGCACUCCACUGAGUAACCUUCAAAUUGAAACAGAAGGUUGGCAGGAGAAGGGUUUUCGCUAUGCCUGACAGGCCCUUGCAUGAAGGCUGCCUUUGGAUAUACUGUAGCUAACAAUAUAGCAGAAGAGAGUGGUAGAGUUCUGUUGCUGGAGGAAGGUCCAUAGCUUAGUGAUGGAGCAGCUGCAUUGUAUGCAGAAAGUCGCAGGUUCAAUCCCUGGCAGGUAGGGCUGGGAAAGACUUCCUGUCUAAAUACCCUGGGAGCCACUGUCCAUCAGAAUAGACAAUAUUGAGCUAGAUGGAUCUAUGUCCUAACUUGGUAUAAGGCAGCUUUCUAUAUUCCAGUGUAAAUUAUGUUGUUUGCAGGAGUAGCAUUUCAUGAUACAAGUUCCUCUUCCAAGGAAAAUGUGCCCUACUAGCCACCUGGGGCUUGAAAACCCUCCAGUUUUUUGAUGCCUGCCUGAGGGGUUUUUCCAAGCACCUGACAGGCUGCACUUUGGAGCUGCUGGUCUUUGUGUUAUGGUGUCAUCUCUCCCUGCCUGCUGAGCUUCUGUAAUGUGUGGCAGGUCACAAGUUGUUCAAGCUUAGUGGGGGCAGACAAAGACCACCUGAGAUGACAAAGACAAGUGGUGCACUUGGAAAGCAUAACUGAUGGAACCUCACCUUGUACUCACGUGCUUCCACACCUUCAGUCUUAAGCUGCUCGACCUGAAUUGGAUCUCUUCCUCUCCCGCAUAGCUGGACCCUUUCUAUGCAUCCAUCAUCCUUUUUGUGGGCCGCGCAUGGGAUGCCAUUACUGAUCCACUGGUGGGUUUCUUCAUCAGUAAAACGUCAUGGAGUCGCCUUGGACGCCUGAUGCCCUGGUAAGCUGGUUUUUGCCGAAAUUUGGGAUUCGUAAAGCUAGUCAGUGCACAGUGCUUGUCACUAUGUUGAGAAGCACAUGCAUUUGUGAAUGGAGUGGGGGCCUGUCUCGGGGCAGAUCGUUCAUAAUAUGGCUCCCCAUAUGAAGCCAAAAUUUGGCAAUCUUCUCAUAUAUCUUCUCAAUUUUGCGCCCCCUUGGCUUAAUCUCCUGUGUAGGGGAAACUCCUGAGGCAAGCAAGAGGCAUUGUUCGAGAUAAGGACAAAUUACUCUAAACCAUCAGGAGGGAGGAAAGGAACCCACCAGCUGCAGGAAUAGAAGUUUUUGGAUUAACUAUCUGCAGUCUGGAUUCAGGCUGUUCUUCCUAGGCUGGAAAAAUGGCUUUUUUCUUUCUUGGCUUCCCCUGCAAAAUGAAUGAGCCGUGUGUAGUCGUAGCUAUGUUAUUCUGUCUGAUAACGAGGAAAAGAGAGGGCAGGCAUUUGGUUUAUGCCCAACAAAGGAUUUAGCAAUGUUUUAUUAUGCACUCCCCGCUUGACUGAGGUUGAAUGGGCUUUAUUUAAAUUAUCUUUGGACUGAACCAGGAGUGUAAAGGAGCAACUCAGAGUAAGAUGAUGAACGGUUGCUUAUUCAAUCUGGCAAGAGAUUGCAUUUGUGAACAGGCUUUGUUUUUUUAAAACUGCAUGCUGAGGAAGAACCCCAGAGUGGAACUUUAAUGGCAGAGAUUGGUCAUUCUAGUCUCCUGUGUAGGGGAAACUCCUGAGGCAAGCAAGAGGCAGUCUCCCAGUGCAAGGACACAUUGCAGCCAAACGGUGUAAUGCAGGGGCAGUGAGGGGUGUGGUGAACUUCCUGAGGGCCAGAUAGCUAAGUCUGGAAGGCUACAUCUAGCUCCCAGGCCAGAGGUUCCCCACCCCUAGUAUAGGUGAAAACUGGGGAACAGAUCCUUUUAAUAAUACUGUCAUCACUGACAUAGCUGUCAACUUACAGAUUUGAAAAUAAGGGACCAGCAGCCAAAAUAAGGGACCUGCAGCCUCACCUGUUCCAGGCACUCCAGUCUUCCUGUCCUCCUGCAGUCUGGUCAAACUCAUGCUGGUAGCUUCGAGAACACUGUCCAACCAACUUUGUAACCAGAGGUUCAACUGACUAGAAUCUGAAUCACAUGCACCACAAGGCCUAUGCAGCCUCAACUUAAGAUGGCUCCCCAGCCUGGCUUUGCACUGCAAAGUUUGCAGCAGCACGUGCAACAAAAUGGCGUCCAGCAUUCAAAAAAACCCUCAGCUUGCAUUAACUAGCCACACACAAGGCAUGCAAGCUCCACCCCCCAGUCGUUCUUAGACUUCUUAUUGGAUGAGCAGCACAGCCAAGCAACACAGUUGGAGCCUCCCUCCUCCCUGGCUGGCAAGGGAGGGAGGGAGAGGAGCUGCUUCCUUUGAAAUUUAAGGGACAUCCUUUAAGGGACAUUUAAGGGACAUCCAUCAAUAAGGGACAGCAGCGGGACAUGGCGCUGGAAUAAGGGACUGUCCCUUCAAAUAAGGGACACUUGACAGCUAUGAUCACUGAUAGUCAGAGGCUCCCUGUCAAGCAGGGUUGCAGCUCUUUCUGGAGAUAGAACCUUCGAACUACAGCUUUCCCCAUCUAAUACUGGAGAAUGUUAAUGACUGGAAAGCUUUUGGUGCCUGGGCAAACAGCAGCUUUUCCCCCCUUGAGGACUAGGAGAGUGCUGCCACCUCUUUCCUAACAGGCCUACGCCUCCACAAUACUCUUCACACAUUUGGCGCAGAAGAAUCUGGAAGGCAGUAUAUUACCCAAAUAUUUCCUGUUUUCAGUACUUGGAGAAAUUAGGGAAGAGAGAGGUUGUCUGAAGGGUGGAAAUGUGCUUAAAUUAGAACUUGCAGUGGGACCAGAAACCAUUGUGGCUAUUCAGAUUCCUAUGGAUAAAGUGGAACUUCUUGAUAAAUCAAAGUUGCAGCAAAAUAAAUAAAAAAGGGCUAACUAGCACCCUGGGAUUUAUAAGGAAAAGCUUCCUAGGAGACAGCUGCUUAUGUCUGAACUUUCCCAAUCCUCUUUCAGCUGACAGCAAUAGCUAGUUAUGGCUGAGGUAUAGUGGCAGCCUCUGAAUCUGGGAAUCAUUUGCAUCUGUUACUAGGAUUGCAUUGCUCACUGGCUGAAGGGCCUAACGGUAGAUAACAUAUGAAAAAGGGUUGGGUGGGGAGGAGCUGCCCAGGGAGAAAUUAGAUAUGCCUUUCCUUGGUAGGGCAUGAUUAUACUCUCCACCCCACCCUUUGGGGUUCUUAAAUUUGCUGGUGCAACUUGGUGCUUUUUGUUUUGCUUCUGUUGGCCUUAAACCCAGGCCCAAAAUAUCCCUCCCCCACUGCUCUUGCCUUUGCUGAGGUUCCAGGACUGGAAUAAAGGGCGGGUGUCUGCCCAGCCAGCAUGCAAUGAUGCUAUUUGGGUUCAGUCCAGGAAGGCCAGUCAGAAGCCAGAAAAAACUCCUGUUGGCAUCUCACAUAGACUGGAGGGGCCUACAACAAAAUGUUGCUGUGUGCAAUGUUGCUGUUCAGGGUACCUGUCAGUGAACUGGGCCCCCUUUCAUGUAAUUCCAUUUCAUUCCCAUCUCCUAUCCCCUUCCCCCCUUUGCCUCCUCAUUUUCUGGGUCAGCUUUCUGCUCUGUGCUUAUUGGGUUGUUCUCUGGGUUGUCCUUGUGGUGGUGAUUUGGUACUUCUGCAGGCCUUAGGGUCCGUAUGUCUAUUCCCACCCCCACUCCCCAAAGUAUGCCAUCUGUGGGGAGGGUACUUCUGUUUUCACUGUAUAGGGAUUGGCUAUUGGAGAAGCAGUUAGCCAUUGAUAUACUGUUUCACAGCGAUGGAAUACAGUCGUACCUUGGAAGUCUAACAGAAUCCGUUCCGGAAGUCCAUUCAACUUCCAAAUCACGGCUUCUGAUUGGCUGCAGGAAGCUCCUGCAACCAAUCGGAAGCCCCAUUGGAUGUUCGGGUUCCGAAAGAACGUUCGAAAACUGGAACACUCCCUUUUGGUUUUUGAUCGUUUGGGAGCCAAAACGUUUGACUCCCAAGGCGUUUGGGAGCUGAGGUAUGACUGUAAUGGGAUUUAUACCCCAACAUACUCUGGAGUGCCCAGGCUCCCCAUGUUAGCGGUAUAUAAUAUAGAUCCUCAUUGGCUUUUUAUGAUAUGCUAAUAAAAUGCUGGCCAGGAUGUCAGCAGGAAGUGGGUGGGGGCUAAUUAAGUUUGUUGGGAGUAGGGGACUAGUUUAUUCUUGGGAAGCAAAAAAAAUUCUGCAGUUAGGAAAGUGGCUCAGCCAGAUACCUUUGUUGGCAUUAGUAAAUAUGACUCACAAAGAAAAGGGGUGUCAGUAGUGUCUGGAAUGUGUUAAUGAAUAUGUAGAAACAAAUGUGACUUCAUCUUCACCUGUACGUGGUCUCAUGGAAAUCUUUUGUAAGCGGGCCCAUUGCAGAACAGAAAGCAGAACACCCUAGCUGUGACAUUGUCUAGGCCAUUGUUAAGCUAGAACUGAUUCUUUUAAACCUAUUUUAGUAAUAACUUGCCUGGCAAUUUAUUGCAGCUGAGAUAUUUCUGGGCAAGGCUUCCUGCAGUUGAGUUGAAGUUUGUGUGAGUCUGCUUAAUACCUUCCAUAGCACCAGUGCUUCUCCCUCACUUUUGCAUCUCGGAUGAUGAGUUGCAAAUACAGUAUUGAAAGUCCAGAAUAGCAACAUGUCAGAGAGCAGUUAAGUUUAGUGAUUUCUGAUGUGGUAAGUGGGCUGAGCAGAUGGCUUAUGAGGUCGUGUCCUUAUCAACCUGAGUCGGCUUGCUUCUCUCUAAAAUUGGCUCCCUGUCCAUCGCACGUCUCUCCAGUCAGGCUUGCAGGGAACAGGGCUCGCUCCUGCGAUGCAAUCCUGUCCACAUCUCCUUUGAAGUAAGUCCCACUGUCUUUGAUGGGGCUUAGCAUGCAAAGGCUUGUAGCCUUAUUCUAAUAUUGCCCACAACAUCUUUAGCAUGUUCUCUGCAGUGGCUUUUGGGCGUCUUCCCUCUGCAAGAAGUAGCCACAAGGAGAGAAACACAGGUGUGGGUGGGUGUUUCUGGAACACACGCUCAAUUUGCAGACAAUGACUGUGAGGACCCUAGAAGGUGCCCCAUUAAGAUUUGCAGGGGUUCUGUGGUAGGUGAUUGAGGACUUCUCUGUACAAGUGGUAAACCAAGAACAAACCUUGGUUACAGCUCAUGGUUUGUCUGGCCCCAGUUUGGUUCUGGUAGUAGCAGAAGAAGCACUGUGGCUGUGAUCUUUGCUUGGGAAACUUGCUCAUUUGUGCUAAGCUGUGGUUUAGCGCAGCAUUUCAUGAAAACUGAGCCAGGCUUUUACAACUCAGUAAUAAUAUUGGGCGGUAUUAUUAUUGCUUGUUACUAUGUUAUGUAUCUUUGUGUUUUUUACAUUGUAAACUGCCCUGUGCUCCUAGGAUGAAGGUUGGUAUAGAAAUUUAAUAAAUCUUAAUAAUGAUAAAUAAAACACUAAUAAUAAUACAGCGAAAAUUUUGCUUUUAAAAACUUCAACAUGGAAGCAAGGGUUACUUUUGAAAAAUCUGCUUUAAAUUUUUUAAAAAAUUAGUAUCUCCUCUCCCCCUCCCGCCCCCGCCUCACACUUUCCAUUCUGAUUUGAAGCCGAGCUGAAAAUCAAACUCUUUCCCUUUCCCCAAGAGCAAUGUGUGUGGAAGGAAGCUAUUUCACACAUGGCAGAGGAAAUGGUUAAAGCUGGUGGGCGGGGAAGGAGAAGAGAUUGCGGUGGAACACACCAUCGAGCUCAGCCAAUGGAGAGCCAGGGUGUGUGCCUGUCUAGCCUGUUUCAUAUAUCUCUGCGGAUCAGCGGGUGGGGGUUACUAGAAGUCAAACUGCUGGGAGACUCUGUCACUCUUAGAAUGGGUUGGAGAGGAGGAAACGGAUGAAGCUAGCCGUCUGGUCUUGAACUCUGUAGCAGUCAUUCUUGCUAAAAAGGUGUUUUACAAGGGGAUCUCCACAAGGGCAUCCCCACUGUAGGCUGUGGACGCUCCUCCACUUUCCGCACCACUAUCAAGCUAUGUAGAGUUUAUGGGGAUUUUUUUUUUAAGCCCAGGGGCAAGAGGAAGGCUAUGCAAAUACUGAGUAUCUGGAAGCAGUUCAGAAUAUCAGGACGCUUGUGAUUGUCUUAGUGUCCUACACACGUCACCUUUCCAUUCCGCGUCAUGGGAAUUGGUGUGCUGUGGGGCAAAAUGCCCAUGAGUCACAUUAAAAUAAUUUCUCUCUUCCGUCUGCUUCCCUUGCCAGAUGGAGAAAAGUAGUUUUGCACACACCCUGAGGGAUGAAUUUAAUUUUCGGCCACAUGGCUGCAGCCACCAAAAGAGAAAUGAGAUUCCUAAGAAUUCUACCAGGAUUGCCCAUGCCUGUUUAUUAUUAUUAUUAUUAUUAUUAUUAUUAUUAUUAUUAUGCCCACGUAAUAUGUGCACAGAAACCUUUUUUUUAAAGAAAGAAAAGAAAAACUAAUUCAGACUUGCUCUCCACAAUAGCUCUUGUUACCCUUGAACUCACUUAACAGUGGGGCAGUUCCUGCCCCACAUAGUCCUUACAAUCCAUGUGAAGUAAGACUGGUGGGCACAGCCCCCUAGCUAUCGGUCACAUGGCAUCACAAUGACAUCAAGUGCAAAGAGCUUUGAAGUGCUAAAGUUGGGACUUCAAAGCCCCUUUCAAGGCGCUGCUAAAACUUGUUUUCCCAUUCAAAUCCAUCCUUGAAUCAGGAAGGGGUUUGUCUGGAAUCUUGCUCAUUUCAGCUAUACUGCUAUGUUCCUGCAUGAGAAACAUUCAUGCCCAGCCAGCACAGGAUUUCUCCUCCCCCUUCUGCCCAUCAGAUAACUGAAGUCAGUUGAAGAAUGGGUGGGCAUUUUCUGGGGAAAGUUGCCUCUCAGACCAAUUCAGACCCCCUGGAGAGCCAAGGUUGGCCUACAAGCUGGAGGUUUUGAGAAUGCAGAAAGUCCAAAUGACAGUACACACAUUUCUAGCGUGUACAGUCCACAGAGAAGUCCUACACAAAGGCUUAUUGAACCGAAUGAGAACUGCACCGAGAGAACAGUAAAUGUGUUCUUGCAAGGCUCCUCUUCAUUUUAAUGAGGCCUAUGCAAGAGCACAUUCCCAUUAUAGGUUGUGUCUUCUAGAUCUCUCUUGGCAACCUUGAGUUUAGUUAUCAAAGGGUGUGUACACGUGUGUAACCCAGUGCCACUUUUGAUUUUUGCCUCUGUGCAUUAGCUAGCAGGUGAAAGGCAAGAAAAAGCCAGCCAGUCCUCCCCCAACCCAACCCCACCUGGAUUGAGCAUCCACUCUUCUCAUGUUAGCCUCUGCUUAUGUGCUGGGGGGGGGGAGCUUUGCUUGGUUGGAUCCCUAUUCUCUAUGCUUAUUAGACUGGAAGAGCUGGGAAAAGUUGACGAGCAUUAGGCCAACUUCACUUAGGAGGAAUAUGGUUCUUCCUCCCCUGUCGGAGACACUGUGCCUCUGAAUACCAGUUGCUGAAAACCACGGCAGAGAAGGGGGGUUGUUGUGCUCAGGUCUGGCUGGCUGGCUUGCUUCCUGCAGACAACUGUGAGACCGGGAUGCUCGAUUACUAGCUUGAUCUAGCCGGCUUCUCUUACGUUCACCAGGUCCUUUCCUGUAAAAGGAUUUAGCAGUUUCUCUCCUAGGGAAUAAAUGGAUAUCUUCCCCUUUGUCUCUUCACCCCAAUCCCCGCCCUCCGUCUCUAUGUACUCCUCUGUCCUGUUGAUAACGUAUCCUUGCUACAGAGAAUGUGCAUACAGCAACGCACUCCGGUUUCCUGGAGGACCAGUGACACAAGAGGUGUUGAAUGAUAAAGACCUAGGUUUCCAGUUAAGGGCGAAAGCUGUAGCCCGAGUUGCCUAUGUUGCAGGAUACGCCACUGCUUUCCAGCAUACCGCCUGCAUUUUCCCCCUGGGUUUUUAUUUGUUCUGGGGUGUAUGUAGAUCUUUAGCUUAUUUGGGGGAGGAAUUCUGAACAUUGCCAGUUUUCCUUCUGUGAAAUGCAUAUCUUGUGGAAAUAAACCCACCUGAGUUGACUAGCUUGCAGAAAUAUUUGGCCUUUCAAGCCACACUUAUUUAUGCUAGUUUUCUGUGGCUUACAAUAGGCUGGCGACCUACACCUAAUUCUUUGUCACUGGAUGGCCAAGUGGCUGUUUAAAAGUCUGUCUUAUCAUGUGGUCCUGCGUGGGAAGUAGAUACACAAAGAAAGCCAGUUCACUUCUCUUUUCUGAGUGAGGGAGGUAGUGAAUUCCUCUCUUUGGGUGGAGAAGGUGGCACUUUAGUUCCUUGGUUUAGCUUUCCUCGCCUCACACGAACAGCAUGUAGACUUCCCCUGCCUCCCUUCCAGUCCUGCAAAAUGCUUAGCUCCUCCUGAAGCAGACAGACCUUCUUGCCAAAUCUCUGCUUUGUUGCUCACAACAGGUUCUAAAGCUCAGCAGGCCUGCUCCUGCUGCCUCAUUGAGGGAGACUGUGUGAUCAAAGCCCCACUGCACAAAACCUUACUCAGCUCUUUAUGCUCUCUGGAACUUUGCCUCUUCUCUCUCUCUCUUGUUUCUCUGUCUCUCUCUUCUCCUACCCACCCAAUCCCGCCCAAGUACUGACAAGCCUGGAAUUAUAAGCUUGUAGGACUGCAAGCUGAAUAUGAAGGUCAUCUAAUCCCUUGGAGCUGAACCAAGGGUUCUGACCAUGAGGCGGGGCUCACAGGGAUACAUACCGCAGCCAUAGAGUGAAGAGAAUGACAAUUAUACUUGGCUUUGUUUCCAGUUGUCUUAGCGUUUCCCAAGGAUUGUGUCAGUAUUUGCUUCCUAAAAGUAGGCCGGUAUAAUUAUCCUUUAUGAUUCAGGUCAGGGACUUGGAUUUGGUGGCUUUUCCAAGGCGGCCUAGUAAGUUCACGACUGACAUCAGCUUUAACUCCUCCGUGGUAAUGAGAACUGCUGUGGCCCCCAGCAGCCAUUGAAAGGAACAGGAAGGUGAAAACCCUGUUAGGUCAAGACCAAUAGAACUUCUACAGAGGUGGUCAAUGGACUACGUCCCUUGCAUUUAAAACCAGACGAAUUCGUAUCAAAUUAUACUUUUUCUCUUCCUUUUCCUCUCUCCGAACCCCAAACUAUAUCAGGUUUUUCUCAUCUUGCUUCAAUUUUCAACAGGAUUAUAUUCUCCACUCCUUUUGCUGUGAUCUCCUACUUCCUGAUAUGGUUUGUGCCCGACAUCUCUCAAGGCCAAGUGAUGUGGUAUCUCUUCUUCUACUGCAUCUUCCAGACCCUCGUGACAGUGAGUCCCUCAUCUUCUUGUGCACAUCCUGCAUUUUGCUUUUGAGCAAGGGUGGGAAACUUCCAGCCCACAGGCCAGAUUUGGCCCACAAGGCCAUUUCCCCCAAAACUGCACCUCAUUUAGCUCACACCUGACAUCAUAUGGGAUGUGGCCAGACCAGCUGCGGAACUGAAUUCCCUGUGGGGCAACUUGAUCGUAUAUCGCCAAUGCCUGCAGAAAGUGGCUUUGCCAGUUCUCUGCUUAGUGUGCUUUGCGGAACGUAGGCCUGGCAGAGCCCUUGCAAUGUACUUACCGAGUGCAAGAGUUCCUUCCUUCAGUUGGCACUGCUAGCAGAGGGACUCGGGAGCAGUUUCACCAGCAAUAUGUCAUUGAGUGAAACCGCCAUCCCACCCUGUCCUCAUACGAUGGAGAGGGAGGAACAAGCUGUAUUGCUGAGGUGCCAAUACAGCUUCUUCCUCCCUCUGCAUCUUUAAACUGCACAGCUGCCCUUGCCUCAGUUGAGCAGUUAAAGGAGCCCCCAGUCCGGUGCUGGAUCCCGCAAGCCAGUGGUGGCUCUGUGAAAGUGCUCACCUGAGGGGAGCGCGGUUGCCACUCCCCACAACGAGCAGUUAAAGGAGCCCUGAUGGUAUGGCCACUUGUGCGCGCGCCCCAGGGUUGUCUCAGCGGGGGGGGGACCUUCUCUCCCCCCACCUGAGCAGUUUAAACAAGCUGCAUUGUCCCAGCCUGCGAGCCUGGGGGAAGCCGCCUUGGCUGUCAAGGUGAGAGCUGGGGCAGGUCACCUAGUCUCUUGGGCAAAGGCCAAUGCAUCUUCUUUUUCCAACAUCACGGUAUAUCGCCAAACCACAAUGUUCGGCUGGUGAUACAGCGCGAUGUUGAAAAGCUGAUAUCGCCCAGCCCUAAUCUUAAAUAAUAAAACUGAACAAGUGUGCACCGUAUGAAGGUGUCUGUAUGUUGGUCUUGUUUGCCUCUAAGCACCAGGCCCUCAGCAGGUCCGUGAGCCAUUGGCUGCCUGUCUGCAGUGACUGCACCACAGAGCAGGUUGGGGGGGGGGAUGCUUCAGAGACCGAAUAUGCUACUGGCCCCUGGCACACUGGGGGGGGGGGGAUGCCAGCCCACCACAUCAGAUAGUUUGAGAAAUGCUGAUGUAAAACUUUCUGUAAAUGGGAAAAGUCUAGUCUAGUACCAUUGAGAAGGAUUUAAGGCCCUUUCUAGCUAGGCAUGUGCUUGCCACAUGUUGUUGUGUCUCUUGGUCUGGUUUUCAUAUUUAAAUGCCUGAGGAGGAGGGGUUCCUGCUUGCCACAAGAUGGGAUCCUGGUAGAUCUAGACAAUGGAAGUUGGGCAGAUUUUGAGUUAUGCUCUAUUUUUGCAGGUUGAGCAGUCUCUAAAGUUACCCUAUCUUAUUUUGAGGGCUUGGCUUGUCCAGUAGGGGGUUUAUCCUCUUCAGGUUGAGAAGCUUGGCACGCGUCAGGCCCCGAAGCCUUGCUUAACUCUUCUUCUACAUCACCCCAUCCCCACCACACCCUCCUAAAAUAGCAUCCACUUCGCAUUCGCUUCUCCUUUUGUAUAUUGUAAUUGCAGGUUGGACAAGGGUAUGUGUAGUCUGACUUCCUUAUUUGCUUGUUCUCCUCUGCAGUGUUUCCAUGUUCCGUACUCGGCCCUCACCAUGUUCAUUAGCAGGGAGCAGAGUGAGCGAGAUUCUGCCACUGCCUACCGUAAGAACAGCCACUUCCUUGAAUGUUGAAAUGCUUGUGCUCCUUUCAUUUGAGAGUCUCUCUACUUCUUCCCCCCACCCUUUGCUCUCUUGCCCCAGCUAAUUGUGUUUUAACUGUGAAUUGCUGGGACUUCAGCAUGAAAUUUGCUCAUAUGCCCCGCUCAGUUGCAUGUGGAGGCUUGAAAUUUUGGGUGUGUGCCUCUGGUUGCUAUGGCUGGAGGUCUAUACGUUUGCUGAUGAUGGAGCGUCAUCGUUGUUACGUGCAGUAAGGUGUGCAUUUGAGUGGAAGCAACUUGCUGAAAAGGGGAGAGACUUUUCAGGCUGUUCCUGUCUACUUUGGAGUGUUUACUUAAGACAGGAAGAACACACCUUUGCAAAGCUUGUGUUCAGUGCCUAGUGAUAGUGGAUGAAUUGUGCAGGACAGUUUGGAAAACGCAGGACAGGAGCAUUCAAAAUACAUUUUUUUUCAAUGGAAAUUGGACAUUAAGAUUCCCGGGUUGUGAAUAAUUAGCUUUUCAGAAAUCUCUCCUCUCAGCAUAUCUGUACAGGUGAUCUAUUUGUCCCACACUUCUGCUCUCUCCCAAAUUUCAGGAAGUUCACCACUGUUAAGUUCCUUGGAAUGGAUGCAAAUCAGCCUCUCAUUACAAAAAUAAAUAUUUGCAUUGAUCUGGGGCUGUUCUGCACAUUAGUCAGAACAGCCCCAGAUCAACAGAACUCUGGGGCAAUAGAACUCUGGUUGUGCCACUUAGAAAGGUAGGGGGCAUGUUAUGGGGAGGGAAUUCACAUACCUCACUUGCAAUCUUCCAAUAUGCAAUAAAGUAGGCCACUCAAUUUUUCACAUGGGGGAGCAUUAAAAAUUAAAUUCUUUGCUCCCACUACAGUGGUAAUGUCCAGAUUUUACCUCUUAAUAUGUAGAAGAGUUAUUUUCAACAAUUUUAAUAUUUAGACCAGAGACCAAAAUGUAACCUCAGUCAAGAGGAGCUUUUGAGCAACUGCAAGAAAAGGCUGAGGCUCAGAGGCAGUUCACAUUCCUCAUGGAUCCAAUUUUCCUUCUACAUUAUGAAGGAAUUCUAUCUCUUGACUAGGAAAUGAGGGGCUGAAUUCUGUUCAUGUUUAUUUACUAUAUUUAUUUAUUUAUUGACCAUAUUUGUUUCCUGCAUUUCUUCCAAACUCAAGACAGCAUACUUAAUUCUUCUCUAUUUUAUCAUCCCAACAACCCUGUGAGAUAGGUUAGGUUAGACUGAGCAAUGGUCACUGGCCCAAGGUCAUCUGGUUAUCUUCGUGUCAAAGUGGGGUUUUGAACCUGAGUCGUCUUGGUCCAAACAUCUACACCCCACCGGGUAUUUGGGAAUAUCCAUUUUAAGUAGAUGCUGACUUGGAAAUAGCUUCCCAGGAGACUGUUGGGAGAUGACUGAAUACCUUUUGCAAAAUAGGCUCCGUUGCUAAGUAGGUUAAACCAGAAAUGGGCUUGUUUAGCCAACUUGUGACAGUUAAACUUGCCGGGCGAGCUAGGUUUUCAUACGCCAUUUCUGGCUCAACAGUACACUUACUAGCCCUAAUCACCGCUUGUGCAUCCCUUUCCUGCAGGCAUGACAGUGGAAGUGCUUGGGACCGUCCUGGGAACAGCCAUCCAAGGGCAAAUUGUGGGCAAAGUGGGCACGCCUUGCAUUCCAGACCCGCUCUGGUUGAACAUUGGCAAUACUUCUUCAGUGGCCAUGGAAGAGGUCAACAUCACCCAUGACACUGGCUCACUCACGGACACGGUACAGAUCCCUUUUGAGCAUUCCCUAAUCCCGCUUGGUUGGGAUAAUAUAGUAAGGGGUUUAGCGGAAGCCCGUGGCUGCAGAGCUGGGCUGGAGAGAGAACUCUUCCUCCUCCUGCUUCUUCGUCAAGAAGACCGUCUAGCAGCCAGGCUGAAUACGCACUGAUGCUCCAGGUUCAGAGGGGGCAGCAUGCCUCCAAAUGCCAACUGCUAGGCAGCAGCAAAAGGAGAGAGAUCUCUUGGCUACAUGUCUUGUUUGUGGGCUUCCCAGAGACAUUUGGCCACUGUGUGGAACAGGAUGAUGGACUACAAAAAGGAUGGGAAAUUUGCAUCUCUCCAGCUUGUUGGACUUCAUUUCCCAUCAGCCCCAACCAAAACACUCAGUGAUGGUGGUUGAUGGGAGUUGUAGUCCAGUAACAUCUGAAGGGCCACAGGUUCCCCAUCCUUGGACCAGAUGAACCUUUGGGUUCUUACAUUCUUAUGCUAUCAUCCCAGGUUUCUUUUGCCUUGAUUAAAUUGAACUUUGCCAUAGGACCAUUUUUAACUGGAGGUGCAGCAAUCAAACCCGAUGCUGUUUCUUGAUGCUUUAAUACCCUCCUCCCAUUGAAUUCCAGGUCAGUUUAUAUGAAAGGAAAGCUACACUUUCAUCUCAGCCUGUUCAUAGUGCUGAUUUAAUGCUUAAUGUGCUUUGGGCAAAGAGCAAAAUACAGAUGUAAUAAUAAUUAAAAGCUGUUGGGUUUUUCUGGAAUGGUGACUUUUAUUUUACUCCAUUGUCAGGCAAGCAUAUGAUGGCCUGUUUUGCACGUCACACCAUGCCAAACCAUGGCUUAGCAAGAGCAUAGAGGCUUCAGGCGAACCACAAGCUGUAACCAAGGUUUGCCCUAUGGUUUACAGCUUAAGUUUUGUUUGGAAGCACCGACUAAACCAUAAGUCCAGACUUGGAGAAAUGCGCUAAGCCAUGGUUUAGCAUAGCACAGCGCAACUGCAGAGCAGCCAGGGAGAAGCAAAGCCGCCACAAUCUCCUCUCCUGAUGCCCACAUGCUCAUGCGUUUGUGCCAAGCCAUUCUGGAAAACAUCACCUCUCAUCUGGAUGUGCCAUCUUUGUCCCCCCCCCCCAACCUUGUUUCCUAUCCUUGUACAGAGAAAUGCCUACAUGAUCGCAGCUGGUGUCAUCGGUGGGAUAUAUAUUCUUUGUGCUAUCGUCUUAUCUGUGGGUGUUCGAGAAAGACGAGGUGAGCAAGGACAGCUUAAGUGACCUCUGCAAAGUGGGUGGAGGGGAUGGACUCCAAAAGGAAAAGUCCAGGCAUAAUCUGCCAAGAAAUUAGCUUGCUUGUGACAAAGAUGGAUGCAAGUUGAGUAGUGCAGAAUUCAUACUGGCUCCCAAAGGAGUCCAUCAAAACCUGCCUUUUACUUCAUCUAGCUGAGUAUUAUUAUUGUUGUUGUUUUAUUAUUGUUAUUAUUAAACUGCUUAACACCGUAGUGUCUACUCUGACUGCCAGCAGCGCUCCACUGUUUUUGACGGGGUGUUUUUCCCCAGCCCAACCUGGAGAUGCUAGGGAUUGAACCUGCAACCUGUUUAAUGCAAACUGUGUGCUCUGGCACUGAGGUCGGUUCCCCUCCCAUUACUUACAUGGACCUAUUUUAAAUAUAUAACAACCAAACCAUGGUUUGGCUUUCAUAAGCAUAUUUCCACUCACAUGCAUUCCUCUUCUGUUCCACCCACCUCAUACUUCCAAUUCAUAGAGUUUUUUCUGGUUUGAGAGAACUAGGAUUAUCCAUGAAACAUUCGGUGCACUCCUAAUGUGCUGUAUAAGCAUCUGAUCUCUCCCCCCCCCCCCCCGCCCCUACUAGAAAAAGGAGACAUGCUUUGUCUUUUCUUCCCAUUGGGCAUGUAAUCAGGCUGGUUUGAUAGUUGCAAAAUAAUCUACUCCUUGCCUCUUGGGGAUGGAUGUCCUUAUUGUGCCAGCACACAACAUGGGCCAAUCCCUUUUAAUACAUGGGCUGACUUCAAGGGAGCAAAUGACACACAGGGCAAGAAUUUCCAUUGCAAGAAUUUCCCGUUGCAUAAACCAAGUGUCACCUAUGUAACUCCAGCUCCUUGUGGAAAAGCCCCUGACUUUUGCUGGUUGAAACCAGCCAUUGGGGAGGGAAGCUGGCCCUUACGAUCUUUGUUCUGCAUUCUCAAAGGCCUCCUUGUCACUCAAGUUCCUCUUGAGGUUUUUAAUCCACUCAGCCUCAAGGUGUGCUGGAGGCCACAUUUGCAGGGGGCUUAUCAAAAGAAUCACCCACAGCUAUGAAAUAUUGUCCCUCUUCUUAGAUAACUAGGCCUAUCAUCACCCAAACACUCCACAUUCGUGAAAUGAUAAUUAGCCAGCUUUGAAGGGGAAGUCCUGCCAGUCUUGCAAUCCAUCUGUCAACAGUCCUAAACUUAUGAUGGAGAGGAGGUUUUACUGACAAGGAGAUUUCCCUGAUAGGUUUGCUUGCUUGCUUGCUUUUUCUUUCCCCUCACUGCCCCAAUGUGAUGUAAUAGAGUCCUGGACAAAUUGUAAAAUAGACUUGUUAGCCUAAAUACAGUUGUACCUUGGUUUUUGAACAGCUUAGUUUUGGCUCUCGGAUGCCGCAAACCCGGAACUGACUGUUCCAGUUUGCGAACUAUUUUUGGAAGCCGAACGUCCAAAUGCCUGCAGCCAAUCAGAAGCUGUGCUUUGGUUUCUGAACGUUUUGGAAGUCAAACGGACUUCCGGAACGGAUUCUGUUGAACUUCCAAGGUACGACUGUAGUGAGUAGGGCUGAGGGGGAAUAUAUAUCCAAAAUAUGCAAGUAAUGGAAGUAUCAAAGAGCAAGCGCCUUGGCUAUCAGAAUAUAUUGCAAAGGCAUGGAAAUUCCCUUUGCCGUAUUCCACCUGAAAGGUUUCAAGCUCUGGUUUUAAGCUGCAAAACUGGAACGUAAUGGAAGGGCCAUGAAUCAGUUGCCAGGUUCAAUCCCUGGCAUCUCCAUGUAGGGUUGGGAGGGAAUCCUGAACCCCAGGAGAGCCCCUGCCAGUCAGUGUGGACAAUACUGAGCUAGAAGGACCCCCGGUCUGACUCAGCAGUUUUGUGUGUUCCCAAUUCAUUUGCAGACUUGAGCUUAUAGGAACUGGUAACAAUUUGCUCACUGCAGGAAAGAAGUUGUCUUUCUCUAUGCCUUUGCAAAUUCAUUACCGUUCUCUGUAGUACUGUGAGAUACCUUAUUUUCUAAUCCACGUACAUGGCAUUCUGAGGGCUGCCCCUUCUUGCUUUCUCUCUCUUGCUAAAAUGCAGCAACAUGUAAGGUACAAUUCCACAGUAGGGUGGAUAUACGGUAGGAUCUGAUAGUGGGGGGGUCAGUGUUUAGCUCUUAGGAGAUAACAGCCACUAGCCCUUAUACAGCAGUGAUACUGUGGGAAGCAUGUUAGGGAGGUGGCUGAGCAAUUUUUUUCUCAGCUUGGCCUUGGGCUCCUUGCUCCUCAUAGCCAGAUCCUAAAACCAGGAGCAAAAUGAUGAAAUGACGUAAAACAAGUUAAAUAAUGAAGGCAUUGUAAGGCAUUCAUUCACAGCAUUUUAUUUUGCAUUCAAAUUUAUUUAUGGUAAUUACGUACCACCUAACUAAACGGUGUCCUCUAGACAAUUCACUAAAUCAAAUAAGAUAAGAAUAUAAGAAUCAAAACAAAAUUUGCACCAGCACAAGAUUAGCAUGAAAGCGGCGUAAGGCCUGUCUGAAGAUGGUUUGAUGGGAAAUAACUUGACCUAGUGCUUCUGUUUUGCUCCCCGCAGAGUCUUCCGAUCUCCAGCCAGAAGAGCCAGUUUCCUUCUUCCAAAGCUUGAAGCUGGUGAUGAACUAUGGCCCCUACGUCAAGCUGAUCGCUGGCUUACUCUUUACCUCUCUGGCCUUUAUGGUAAGGAAACCAUCUUUUACAUGCACACACCUCUCCCAGUGAUAAAUGCACCGUUACUACCCAGCUUCAGAGCUGGGGUCCUUUCUCUCCUCAAACUGAGGUGAGGUCUGCCUGUUUGAGGCCUCCCCACCCCACCUUGGUGACCUUCUCUCCCUGAGAGGAACAAAAGUUCCCAGGUGAGCACAGAAUUUCCAUUUCCCCGAGUGCUUAGAACGUUGUUGUUUCCUUGAUGGGGAAAUCCUAAUCCUGAAAUCCACAACAACACCUAGCCAGGUGGCACUUGGGAUUUGCAUCGGUGAGCCCUGUGUGGAAUUUGCUUGUUCCUAUGUCAUGGGCUGCCUUGACCACCUCUAUUUAAGAUGAUGAUUUUAUAUGAUAUCUCUAGGCGGCCAGCCAGUUGGCUGAAUUAAUUAAUAUACUGCCCUUCAUCCAAAGAUCACAGGCUGGUUUAUUUCAUUGCAGCCUUCAGACUUACUGUUUUUCCUCCCUUGCCAUGUGGAUUCUUUCCAGGUUUGGCAAAAUAAAAUGCAAGCCUUACAGUAUUUGUCAACUUUGCUGGGAACCCUGUGUUGGGAUUGGUAGCUAAGAAGUCAGACAUAAGGCUGGAUUGCCUAGUAUAGGUCAUAACACGGAGAGUCGUGUGCUGUUUUAGACAGAAUAGAUUGGUUCAGGAGUAUUCUUGUUAAAAAGGGGAUAAGUUAUAAUAACCAUAAUCUGCCAGAAGGGUUUUUACGACAACUGUUGUUGGAACUCUUUCCAGAAAUGGAGACAGAACACCCACAAAAUCUGAGUUAAGAGUGAAACCUGGGUCAUUUAGUUAAAUAAUACUCGGGUUGCCUUUUGGAAACCUGGGUUGGUAAUAGGAAUGCCACAAAUUGUUAAACUUGAUCAGAGACCCACAGAGAAGCGUGUUGUGUGUCCUAGUCUGUCUCCUGUUUCUUGAAAGCAAGUGUGGUGUUAGAAGGCAGAUUGCAAAAGAAGAAUAACAUUUUAGUUCCCAUUGAGUUGAUGGCACUUUUCUGACUAGAUUUGGGGAAGGACCACUCAGCUCUGUUUCUAUCAGUAAUACAAGAUAGCAUCCUAAACUGAGCAAAUGACAAGGUAAAUUAGUUUGAAACAGGCAACUAUAUGGCAGAAACCAGGGCAAGAUGUCUACUAGCUAGAAUGUUAAUACAUACUAAGGCCUCAUAUUAAGGACUAAGGUUUAACAAAAAGAGUGCUGUGAAAUGGGCUGCUCUCAAAAGGAGGAGCAGAGGAAAACAGCUGGGCUUAAUUAAUUAACUGAGACCUAGAUCUAUUUCUGGAUUAUAGACACAUUUGUAUAGAAGCAAUCACCGGACAAUUCUGAAGAACUUUACCAGAGGGUGUCUAUGGGUCCUUAAUACCAGAUUCUUGCUAAAGAGGCAAACUUCUUAACCUUUUCUGGAAUCUGCUCUAAUAGCAACAAGCUGCAAUAGCAGCAAUGCUGAACUUGCUCCUUGGCUGAAUACUUCUCAUUUAGCUUUUUUUUUACUUCCAGCUCAAUUGUGAAUAGUGACUUUUCUUCUCUGGCCUUGGGGAAUCUGCUGAAUUCUUCCACUUUUGUUAGCCUUCCUUCCCCUUCACUGUGGCAGUCAUCCAGUAGCCUUCUCGUCUUUUUCUCUCCCUCCUCCACACACACACACACACACACACACACCCCACUGCGCCAGGUUCCAAUACAGAGGUUUAUUUUUAUACGCCUCUGUUUCUGGAGUUACCGUAUUGGUCUGAAUAUAGGCUGCACUCCCCUGCUCCCCCGCCCGCCCCCACCAAAAAAUCUGGUUUGUAUAAACCUCAGUGUAUACGCACACUCUUAGAGGAGCUGUGAUUUAAGGUAUCUUUGGGGCAGUGUUAGAAACUCAGAUAUAUAAUCCUAAUUGCCAAAUACCAGCUUUAAGCCUAGGUUACGGUCACCACAAUAGAAUGUCUAGUAGACACACACAAACAAACACACACACGAUGAAGGUUGUUCUGGUUCUUUCAUUUCUAUACAGCUUUAUAUUUUAAAGUACAAAUCUCAACGUGGUUUACAACACAUUUUAAAAAAUAAAAUAAAACAAUCCAGGAUAAAACUAAUUCAUACUUCAAGGAAAAUAUUUCACAUCCUUCUCUAAGUGACAUUUUGCUUUCCCUAGUUGCUGACCUGGCAUCCAGAGAUCUUUGUGGCUGCAAUUGAGCCCAUGCCAGUUACAAAAUGCACCAGACGCCUGGCUAAUUUAUAACACUGUUUAGGGACAGCCUAUAAUUGGGGAUGGCUUAUAUUCAUACCAAUAUGGUAUGUUCAGGAGCUCUCUCUCUCCACCUGUCCCAUAAGUGCACUUAACAUUGCAGCUGGACCUCCACCCCUUAUGGGAUGUUGGCAAGCCAGUGAAGUAUAGUGGUUAGAGGGUUAGACUAAGACUGGGGAGACCCAGGUUCACAUCCCUGCUUGGCCUUGAAGCUCACUUUGACAGUCUCUCUCUCUCUCUCUCUCUCUCUCUCUCUGUCUAGCCUACCUCACUGGGUAGUUGUGAGAAUAGAUUGUAUAAGGGGGAAAGAGCUAGAUAUGCUGCUGUGAGCUCCAUAGAGGAAAGACAGGAUAAAGAUGUUACUUCAGGCAGAAAUCAAGAACCUCCCUCCCUGUCUAAUGAGAUUUAAUGAGAGUUCCUAGGAUCUCUUCCCUUAAUGUCGGCUGUUCCACUUCUUUUCAGCUGCUGGAAGGCAACUUUGCUUUGUUCUGUACGUACACCUUGGGCUUACGCAAUGAGUUCCAGAACAUUCUUCUGGCCAUCAUGGUAUGUAUAUGGCAGUCAGCAUGACUACUAGUCACAUUUCUCUUGCUCUUUAUCUGUUGCAAAAGGGAGCUCUUUUUUGGGGGGGAGACCUCUGUCGUGAACCUGCUUAAGUGGUUUUGGGAAAUCCAUUUCAUCUUAACCUCUGCCCUCAUUUUGUUCAGGUUAAUGCGGAAUAGUUGCUUUUUACAAAUUUUAAUGUUGUUCUCCUGCCCUCUGCCCCCUGCCCCCACCUGCAACUUCCUUAGUAGUCAUGUAAAUGGCUGUACCAGCGUAGUUUCAUGGGAGGGGUGAGACCCAAAUUUCCAGCUGGAAUCCAAGUGGCAGCAGUUGACCUCCAGGUAAUCAGUUUUUCCAGACAAUAGGAUACAGCAGCACAGAAGUGAAGGUCUGUAGCUGUUGGCCUGUGUGUUGAGGGAGAAGGCUCUCAUGAAUGGAAUUCUCCUUUUUAUUUUUAUUUCUUUAUUUUAUCUAACAAUAUUUAUAUACUGAUCGAUUGUAACAGAGCCUCUAAAGUGGUUUAGCAAAAAAAUUAAAAUGAUCAAUAAAUAGAUGAAAACAAGUAAUUAAAGCAUUUAGAAAACAAUUAAAAUCAGUAGUAAACUAAAAGGAGAUUAAAACAGUGGUGUGUCUGGAUGGACUUGCGUAAACAGAAAUGUUUUAAGCAGGCGCCAAAAAGAGUACAGCAGAGGCAGUGAAUUCCACACUAAAAAAAUUAUUUUAUACAUGUGCAGAAUGAACAUUGUGUGACAUCCUAUGUGUGGGUGUCCCAGGUUAUUUUGUAAAUACUCAUGCAUGCCAGUGUUGGGGAAAGCUGUAGCUUUCCAAGCUGACGAGAACUAACGGUAGAAGGAGUCUAAAAUGUUAUUGAGGGCUGUAGGUUCCCCAUUAUUCUACUUAGCUAAUACUCACUUUGAAUAUUGGAAGGUAAAGGAUGCUGCCUUUUGAAAAGGCUGCUCUCCUCCUGAGCAGAAAUAACUGGACAGUUGUACCCUAUGACUAUGCAGCUCUGUAUCUGUUUAAGGCAUUUUGGGGAAAUGUUGAAGAACUUUGAUUUGGUUUGCCCAGCAACUGAACACCAAACUACCACUGAACUGCAAACCAAUAGUAAUUGAGGCACAUCCGGCAAUAAACCGGUCUUGAGCUGCCAGGGUGCAAAGAGUCCAAGGAGUACGUGGAAGUUGGAGAACUUAGCCACACACUCCUUGGAGAGCCACCAUAGAAGCAUUUAAGCUGCCUGACAAUUGUGCAGGAGUUGGAGGAAGCUAAAGGAUGGGCAACCUUAGGGAAGGGAAGGGCAGUCACUUUACAUGGUUCCUGGAACAGUGUGUUCUUUGUUAGGCAUUUGAAGGAGGCCAUGAAAAGGGACGGAGAAUAAAAGCCAUGUGAGCCUUUUGUCCCAACCCGGCCAUUUUUUCUACCCUUAAUCAUGAGAAAAAAGGAGCCUUGAGUGUUUAUCGGAGAGAGGCACUGAAUGAAAGGAAUGGAGCCGAUUUGUCUGGGAAAGCCUUUCCAGGCUGAUGGAUGUGAGGAGGAGGGGUGGGGGUGGGGAGCAGGCAGUGGGGGGCAUUGUGUUGUGCCAGGCUAGAAAGUAAGUGAAGUGAAGGGAGAGGGAAGAACCCCCUUCCUCUCUAUGCCUUUAGGAAACACAGGGACUUGAAAGUAAUUCAGGCAGUAAUAGCACGGUGGGCAAAGAGGCUCUGUUCUGCUUCUCCAAGCUCACAAAGGAGUCAAACUGUGGCCUGAUGCAGACAUCGUAGCAUAGUAAAGCCCCACCAAUAACUUGCUGUCUUCCUCUUCCUUCUCCUGUGUGUCACAUUUACAAAAAGGUUUGAUUGCACUGGUUGCAGACAACUGUUUUGCCACAUGCUUUCAUCUGAUGGCGCGGUAAAAAGAAUAUUCCUUUGCAACCUGGCAGCGUGGUACUGACUACCGUGCAAUGGUGUUGCAUUUAGCUGGGGGGGGGGGCUCUGUCAGCUUUCUCUGUGAAGCAGCUUCAGGGUAGGCCAAAUCCUGAGCGCAGUCUGGCUUUCGGUUUACCUCCUCCCCGCCCCCCGCCAAUGGUCUCUGUUUUCUCAUGGCUACAGAAAAACUCAAAACUUUGGGCAGGUAAAAUGCCAACUUUUUUGAUCUGUUACCAGAUCCAGUGAUUCACUCUUAAGCCAUCCUAGAAAUGCAAAACACACGAAAGGAAAUGGUGUAUUUUGAAGGUGCCAUUGUUUCCCAUAUAAAGUACUUCUGCACAUUAAUGUUGUAAGUGUUUGUAGAGGAGGUGCCAUGGCUUGGACUAUACCACUUCAAACAGGAGGACAGGAGAUGAUAGAACUAGAUACAGUGGUGCCUCGCAAGACGAAAUUAAUCCGUUCCGCGAGAGUCUUCGUCUAGCGGUUUUUUCGUCUUGCGAAGCAACCCUAUUAGCGGCUUAACGGAUUAGCGCUAUUAGCGGUUUAGCAGCUAUUAAAGGCUUAAAGGCUUAGCGGAUUAGCUGCUAAAAGGCUAUUAAAGGCUAUUAAAGGCUUAGCGGAUUAGAUAAAGGGGGGGGAAAGCGAAAAAAAAAUCUCAAGACUCGCAAGACAUUUUCGUCUUGCGAAGCAAGCCCAUAGGGAAAUUCGUCCUGCGAAGCAACUCAAAAACGGAAAACCCUUUCGUCUAGCGGGUUUUCCGUCUUGCGAGGCAUUCGUCUUGCGGGGCACCACUGUAGAUAGAUGAUAUAGAUAUAGAUAUUCACCACAUUGCUAAAAAAAACAAUAAAGUUUCUUUUCUUUUAAAAUGACACAUUCAGGAACGUGCAUUACUGAGGCCUCAUCCAUAUUAUACAUUUAAGACAGUAUUGCACCACUUUAAACAGUCAUGGAUUUCCCCAAAGAAUCUUAUAGGUGCAGAGAGUUGUUAAGCUCUGGGAGGGGAAUGAGUCUCUUAUUCCUCCCACAGAGUUCCCAGAGCGGUUUAACAAGCAAUCCCUCUUCCCAGGGAACUUUGGGAAUUGUAGCUCUGUGAGGGGAAUAAGAGUCUCUUAACAAUUCUCAGCACCUAUGAGAAACUAGUCCUCAGGAUUCUGGGGGUGGGGUGGGGGGGUGUAACCAUAACUAUUUAAAGUGGUGUGAUACACACAUUCUGCAGAACAGUUCCUAAAGGAAAUUGCUGGUUUUGAAGUUAAGCAGGGGCAGCAUAUGUAGCACACCACCUGGAGCAGAACAGGAUGAAUUGGAUGUUUUGGAGAGGUUGGAGAUGAACGUUAGAGAAGUGAGUGGGGAAAACCUGAUCCAUUUGCAUUCAAGGAGCCAUUACAAACCCUGCGUGGAAUGCUGAGAGUGUGUCCGGGCCGUUGUGGGGGAAUAAAAUGAACAGGGCUCUGGACUAUUUGGAGAAGAGCUCUGAAUAUUUUGGAGUGGAGGGAGGCGCUGGUAAGAAAGGGCCUUGAUGUAUCUGAAUACCAGGUGGUGACUCUCCGUGCCGUGUGUGUGUGUGUGUGUGUGUGUGUGUGUGAGAGAGAGAGAGAGAGAGAGAGAGAGAGAGACAGAGACAGAGACAGAGACAGAGACAGAGACAGACAUGGAUGUGUGGCCUCUGUAAGGCAGUCCUGAAAAGUAUGGUGUUUGUUUUUGUGUUUUCAAAAAGCUUCUGCUUAAUCGGUGUGUGGUCUCCUGCAGUUUUACUGUGUUAAUUUGACUUGGCUAGCAUAUUCAUUCCUAUUCUUUCCUCCCCACCCAAAACAUGUGGCCUGGGCAUUUGCAGCAAAUUCAUAGUCUGCUUAUCUAGUGAGAGUUUAGGCCACCCACCCUUCCCCCCCACCCUUUUUAGGACCUCGUGGCCAAGUCGAAAUUGAGGAAGAAAGUAAAAAUUAGCUCCAUAUCUUAUUUUAGAGCCAUGCAAGUUUGGGAAAUAGUGUGUGUUCCUAACCCUGGGAGGGGGUGUUCAUGGGCUCCAGCCCAAUGACCUGCAGCACUUCCCCAUGCUUCCCCCCCCCAUAUGCCCCUUGCCCAGUGACAUCACACACAGCUGUCUUACAGAACAGCCUUUGCCGGCGUAGUGCCUUCCAGAUGUUUUGGAGCACAAAUCCCAUAGAAUGAGAGGUGUUGUAAUCCAAAGCAUCUGAAGGGUGCCAGGCUGGCAAAGGCUGUUCCGUAAUCACUCCACAAAACCCGCCUUUUUCCAUUAAGCCUUUGGCUUAAACCCUUUAAUCCUUUUGACUGUAACCAAACCCAAGUGCUGUCCUGGGAAAGGGAGGAGGACAUGGACCUGUGUCACUUUUUUUGCUUAUGGAACUCUGUAUAAAGUUCAGCGUCCACAGAUGGAGCUGUAUUAUAUAAUAAUAAUUUGCAACACCAUCUCCCUGUGGUGUUUUGGGACAGUGCUGCUGAGAGAGGCUGUGCCCCUCAUCCAUCCUCUCUCAUCCUCAGUAGGAUAUUCAAGCUUCCCUUAGUUCUAGCCACAUGCUUAGCUUUGCUGGAUGCCGCCACCGGCUGUGACCUCAGCCCCUCAUUGCGUGUCCCUUAGAGAGGGGUGUGGAGCAUGUUCUGUCAUCCUCAUGGCCAGCUCUCUUGGCCAGACUCCAUCCAGUUCACGCCCCCUUUGCAGAAUCAAAACUUACGCCAAUCCCUGAUACGUAACAGACUCUGCCACCCUUCAUUUCUCCUCUCCUCUUCCCUUUCUGACUGCAUAGGAACGUAGGGGCGUGUUCUUGACAUGCCACCAACAAUUCCUGUCCUGUCCUAAGAAGAGGCAAGGGCAGAGACGCUGCCCUGAGAGGAACUUUCAUGAGGAAAAGGAACUUGACACUGGCUGAGUUCUUGUGGGGAAACUCAGUGCUUUAUAAGCCUUGCGGAAUUCUGGCAUUAUUGCUAUAGAACGCAGAAAUAAAGAACAUCACCAAUCAAAUCUAGUACACAGGGGGCCACUUUAUCUAAAUUCUGUAACUCGGUAUUUGAACAAAUUGUACUAUAAAUUGGUAUUGUUAUAAUGAGGCUAUUAUUGGACUUUAAUUGAAAACUAAUAAACAGUUAUUAUAAAAAAGGAAGGGAGUUUCAGGCGUAAGGGGGCAGUGAAGGAGACUGGACAUGAUUGUUUGAGGAGACUAUGGUGGGACAGCUGAGGAUAGAAUUGGCAUUUGCGCUGGCUAUGAAAGAAGCCAAGGAGCUGGUGCAGCCAUUUGUAAAUGGGCAUCAUGUAACCUGAGCGUGUUUUUUGCCCUGCCAUUAUGCAACUGCAGGCAUUCCUAAAAAAAAAUUUCCCAUGAUCAUAACCUGCCCUGGGGUCCUUAGCUAUGUUUGCUGUCAGAACAUUUCCCCUUCUUUCUGUGCAUGCUUAUGAACGAACUGUGGAUUCCAUACGCAUGAUUGUGUUUGGAAUCGGGGUUUUAAGUCCAGGUUAAUCAAUGCCACAUCCAAGCGUGUGAUCUUGCAUACAUAGUGCCCAAGGCUCCCGCAGAGCUCCCUUGGAGAGGCUGUUGUGAAGACUGACUCUGACUGACUCGAGUAACAACUCUUCCUCCCUUCCCCUUCUUGUUGCUCUCUUGCAGCUCUCUGCCACGCUUACCAUCCCCUUUUGGCAGUGGUUCCUCACUCGCUUUGGGAAGAAAACGGCCGUCUACAUUGGAAUCUCGGUGAGUGAAAAAUCUCCAAGGGGAAGCACAAAGCCGACUUGAGGUUUUGUGCCUGUUGCCAAGCCAUGCAGGGAAACGUAGCGCUCAGAGCAAGUCUUUCCACUUGGUGCUGCUAAGCCUACAACAGCGAGGAAACCACGCAGCCCAAGUGGUCUGCCAAGCAGCUUCUCAAUGAGCUGGUCUAGAUCUUGAUAAAACUAUUAAGUCCAAGAACUGAACAUGCCAUGGAAUUAUGGGUAAACACUAUGGGCCUCUUCAAAGGUUUUCUCUAGAGGGCUGUUAGUGGUGCAGUGUUAGCUCUGUGUGUUUCCCUCUCUGAGAUGGCUGUUCUGCAGCAGAUCUAAGGCCUAUUGACAGUACAGGACUUGGGACCUCAUGGGGCUCCUUUACUUUUCCCCAAAACAAGGCUGUUCCAUUGUGGAAAGGCCUUGUCAAGGGGGAACAGACCUCAUGUGCUUGAGGCCUACUGACGUCAGUGUUGGGCUGUACCUGCUACUUUCUUCCUGUAAGUUACUAAGUCUAUUCACAGGGCUGGGCAACAUUGCAAUUGGCCUACAAAUCAAGAAAUGCAAUCUUCUCACAUCUUUUGUGGUGUUUAUGUUCUGGGGAUGGCGUGGAUACCCACAAAUGCAUAUAGACAUACCACCUCCUUGGAACCCCAGUCUUGCUUUCCUGAACCAGCACACUACAUGAGUCUUAAAAACGAGCAGAGAGCUUUUAAGUGUUCUGCUUUGCUUACCAGACGCUAGGAAGCUUUCUGAGAUCUUGGGAGACCCUCCCAGAGCCCGAGAAAGAGCCUCCCAGAGGCUGGUAAGCAAGGCAGAGAGCUUAAAAGAUCUUUCUGCACCAGGAGAACUCUGUGCAAAAAGAACUUUUAAGCUCACCAGUUUUUGCGCAUUUAAUUUGUUCAGUUUUAACCAGUUGGCCAUCAACCUUGUAAAGCUGAAAUCGCAUAAAUUAAACACGUGCAAGUUGUGAGGUAACUGUGUUAAUAUUAGCCCACCUUGUCCCUUAAAAAUAAAACUAUAUAUUGCAGGUAUAUAAAUGAAUAUUUGUAUACUGUUUUCAAGGUGCAAACAAUUAAAGCCUAAACUAUCAUGUUUUUUUUAAAAAAAUAAAUCUUUAUCCACUAUGUCUUGAGCCAAUGGAAACCUUCAAAUGAUUAUCUUUUUGACCAUUUCCUCUCUUGAUUCCACAGUCUGCAACUCCUUUCCUCCUCUUGAUCAUAAUAAUGGAAAGUAACCUUAUUAUCACCUAUAUAGUGGCUGUUGCAGCAGGAAUCAGUGUCGCUGCUGCUUUUCUUUUACCCUGGUAAGUGUGUGUGUGUGUGUGUGUGUGUGUGUGUGUGUGUGUGUGUUUGUGUUUAGUAAACAUAGUACUAUGUUUUCAGUGCUGAAAGCAGAUUAUGCUUCCACCCCACCCCCAAUAACUCCUAUGUUAUGUUGAAACUCCCAACUCUAUGUUGAAAUGUGGGUGGCAAAUAAUGGGGCAGCCCCAAAACAUGUUUUUCUGGUUAUCAUUGAGUGAAAAAGUGUGAUUUGUAAUUUAGGGAUGCCACAUUUCAGAGAGUGAAAAUCCAGUGACAAAUGUUGUUGAGCUUUUUGCAAAAUCUCAAAACAAAUUAAUUUUCUUAACCUAUUUUUUAGGAAAUUUGCUCAAAACAAGUCCACUUCCAACAUGGGUUGCCAUAUGUCCAGGUUUCCCCAGACAUUUUAGCAGUUUUCAGAAAUUCCCCCCAGAUGCUAUUUUUGGCGACCGAAUCCAGGAUAUGUCCAGGAGAACUCGGACGUAUCGCAGCCCUAUGUAAUUGGACAUCUUACUUCUUUGUUGUAACCUCCAGUUUGGAAGCUGAGGACAAUUGGGGAGAAUGAAAUGGUACUGACUGGUUUGCUUCUCUCUCCAUUUAGGUCCAUGUUGCCAGAUGUCAUUGAUGACUUCAACCUGCAGCACCCAGAUUCCACUGGCCAUGAAGCGAUUUUCUUCUCCUUCUACGUCUUCUUCAUCAAGUUUGCAUCUGGGGUGUCUCUGGGAAUCUCCACACUCAGUUUAGAGUAAGUCUUUGCCUGCCUGCCUCUUUCUCCCCUUUUUUAGAUUUGGUGGUAUAUAUAGCAGAACGCCAUCAUUUGAAGCAUUAUUAUUUUUACCCUGCUCUUCAGCCAAAAAGGCUUCCAGACUGGCUUUGUUUGAAUAAAAGCAAAGCCAAUCCCUGCCCUUACAAUAUAAAAAGAUAUGAUGCAAGAGGAAAUGGGGAGGAAGAAGAAGACUAUCAGAUGCCUACACCAUUUCUUUAAAAUUGCAUGGUAGUUUUCGUCAUGAUGGCUGGAAUGGAGACAUUUUAGGGAGAGGAGGAUCCUGAUGGAUCUACUGGCGAGCUAGUGAGAUCCAGUGACUAGAAUGCAUCACCUGGGAGCCCUGGAAUUCCUGGGCUUGAAGCUCUGUGUCACCAUUAAUUUCACAUACCUGUGUGCUGCAUUAGGCAGUUUGUUCUGUCUUAGUUGCAGUUCGCCUUCUCUGAAAUAGUGACUUAACUCACUAGAUUGUUCAAAGGAGUUACGGGGGCUGUAGCAGGAGUAUAUGUUGUUAAAAAGAAUGUUAAAAUUAUGUGCCCAGGCAGCCCAAGAAAAGAGUUAUGAAACCUGGUGUGUGUGUUGGCUUGUUUAUUGCAAUUUGAGGCAGUUUGUAUAAUUUAUUAUUUUGUUUAAUUUAUUCUGGUUUUGUUAACCUGGCGGUGUGGCAAGGAGCGACGCAGGGCUACAGGACACUUUACUCAGCCAUCAUAACGGUUCUUUCCUUGGUGUGUAGCUUUGCUGGUUACAAGACCCGGGGGUGCUCCCAGCCAGAGGAGGUAAACUUGACCUUGAAGAUACUGGUGUCGGCUGCUCCUGUGGCUUUGAUCAUCCUUGGCCUGCUCCUUUUCAAGCUGUACCCCAUUGACGAGGAGAGGCGACGGAAAAACAAGAAAGCCCUGCAGGAUUUAAGGUGAGACCCCAGAUGGCCACUUGGGGCAGGGGAGGGGGGGGAGUGCAUCUAUAACUUGGCAGAGAUGAGCAACUAUCAGACUGGGACUUUUCUCAUGGGAUGGGCUAUCACCCCCUAGCCAGUAGUUGCAGGAGAACAUUCCCUUGCAGAGAUGCUGUUGGCUCAGGAGCGAUUGCCACAGAUGCUAUGCCUCCUUGAUCCCUUCUGAGCAAAAAUGCUCACUGUAGUCUCAUGGGUUGAGCAUGGGAGGGGCUCCGGAGAAGGAUGGCUUGCAAAGGAUCUGGAAUCCCGUGUCUGUGUGAAGCUGCAGUGAAGGGGAGAGUGUGAUCUCAUGCUCCAUUCAGAAUCAGGAAGAAUCCCCCCACCCCCGCGGAAAACACCACUCCUUCAAAAUUCCCCGUUUGUGGCCAUGGGUUCAAAUUCUGCAAGGACAGGUGGCUCUUCCUCCAGAUGACCCUUUCCAUUUAUUGCCAAAACUUAAAAUAGAGCAGGCGUUUGAUGGCCCUGGGACAAAUGAGUGUCUAGUUUCUCUGAUGCAGCACUCCAUGGCAGGGUGUAGAGAGCUAAAUAUAAAAUGCUGAGUGAUCCUGAAUGUUGGUCCUUUAUGCACAAAUCAUUGCUUGGCUUCCUGAUAGUUCUGUCUUCACUUGCUGGGAUUCCUGACUGUUUAGAGUUGCCUCGGGUACCUUUUUUACUCCAAGAUUAGUGGUGGCACAUAACUGCCUGAUAGUUCAGAAGUGGGGGUAGCUCUAGUUCAGGGAUAGGCAACUGGUGACCUGUGAAUCGCAGUGGCCCACCAACCAGACUGUUUUCCUCUUUUUCUGAGUCCUUUCCAAUACUGCGAACCUCUUUCAUUCCCCAGAGGGAGGGACAUUUGUCACAUAAGCAGCAGGCUGUGCCUUACACUCCCUGUCGAGUCUGGAAGAGGGCACCAGGGGAGUCAUGAGCUGCGUCUUAACAAGCAACCUGCAUCUUCAUAAUGGGACAGAUUAAAGGUCACCUUUUAGGCAAUAGUGGAGGGUCUGCUGAAGCAGUAGCAGUCCCUGAUGCUUCCUAGGAGGUAAGAGAGGAGGAAUGAGGCAGGAGCAAGGUCAGCAUAGUGCAAACACACAGGAGCUCUGGAUUGGGUACUGACCUCGCCUUGCCUGGUACACACCAAACCUUCAAAGCACCCCCAAAAAGAAUCCUGGGAACUGUGGUUUACUCCUCACAAAAGCAUAAUUUCCAGCAACAUUAAUAAACUACAUUUCCCAGGAUUCCUGGGAUAGGCUGUGUGCUUUAAAUGUAUGGUGUGUACACAGCUGAAGGACACUUUUGCCUCUGGCAGCAACACCUAAUCCCUGUUUGGAAACUUAGGAAUUCAUCGUAGUUCUAUGGCAGUUGUUCCAUCAGCGGAAGCAUGUUGGCUUACCAGAGGGAACAAUCUUCCCUCUCCACCCCUCAUGCACUGUUCUGGGUUUCCCCCCAACACGAGAGAGAGAGAGAGAGAGAGAGAGAGAGAGAGAGUUUGGAUUUGAUAUCCCGCUUUAUCACUACCCAAAGGAGUCUCAAAGCGGCUAACAUUCUCCUUUCCCUUCCUCCCCCACAACAAACACUCUGUGAGGUGAGUGGGGCUGAGAGACUUCAAAGAAGUGUGACUGGCCCAAGGUCACCCAGCAGCUGCAUGUGGAGGAGCAGAGACACAAACCCAGUUCCCCAGAUUGCGAGUCCACCGCUCUUAACCACUACACCACACUGGCUCUCAUGGGAGGAUGGGGUGAAGCCCUAUUGCACAAGCAGAAGUCCUGGCAUGGGCUUCCACUAGCAGGACUCAUUAGUUGAAUGCAGCCCUUACAGCUGCAGUCUGUGUGCCUACUGCAAACCUGUGUGUGUGUGUGUGUGUGUGUGUGAGAUUAACAUAUAUUUUCCUUCUUUUACUUCCCCAGAGAUGAAGAAAACAACAGUAGCACCGAGUCAGACUCCACAGAGCUGGCCAGCAUUGUUUGACCUCGGCUUGCCUUGGUUUGCUGUUUACACACUGGAAUCCUUUGAAGGUGGGGAGGGGCUGCCACGGGGCCAUCCGCUGUGCAGGAGGGAUGCUGACUUACUUCCUUGAGGGAGUGCUCUAUGACGUCCUUCCAGACUUCUCUGGAGAGCAAACACUGGUACAUGCUACGUGGAAUUGAAGGAGCACCAACUGCAUCUGCAUGCAGGGCAAUGUGCAGUACUGCAGGAACAUAUCUCUUGAUGGAAUAAGUGCGCCACAAUUGUUAUUUAUUUUUACAUUUAUUUUUUGAAAAACACCUUUUGAGCAGUCAUUUUCUUUGGGUGUGGUUCGUUCCGCCUCUAAUCCGCCUGAUACCAAUGGCAUCAAGUGUGGUAAAGAAAAUUGCAGUACUGUUAAGGGUCUCUCCCCCCCCCCCUUUUUUUUUUAAUUUUAUCUUGCCACGGACCCGGAUGGUGCUUGUUGGUGUACAUUACACCAUUGGCAUGACCUUGCCAAACACAACCUCGUACUGUUCUCAACUGUAAAUAAGACACAACUAAUGUUGAAGCAUCCUGUGCUGGUGCUAUUUAUGUACAUGUGUAUUUAUAUAUUCAGAGAGCCUAAUUAAUAAAAAUAACUUAAUUAUUUUGUAAAUAUAAAACUGCUAUGUUUACCUAUUUGUAUAUAUCUGUACAGAAAGAAGACAAUGGACCUAUUAAUAUUAAUUUACAUUAAAAUGCAAAUGUGUCACCUG
Molecule: messenger RNA, 36631 nt
Organism: Podarcis lilfordi (Lilford's wall lizard)
Lineage: Eukaryota; Metazoa; Chordata; Lepidosauria; Squamata; Lacertidae
Source: the annotation of a GenBank genome assembly